Messenger RNA from Cokeromyces recurvatus, 1190 nucleotides. RefSeq lists its product as uncharacterized. The record is from RefSeq and is a predicted model, not a curated record. Lineage: Eukaryota; Fungi; Mucoromycota; Mucoromycetes; Mucorales; Mucoraceae. The transcript has 2 exons. The coding region runs from base 83 to 973 and encodes 296 amino acids.
CAUACAUAUAAAGUGUUGAUUUUCUUUUCUUUUUUCUUUUUCUUUUUUCUUUUUUUUCUUAAAAAAAAAAAUAAAAAAUACCAUGAAUGUUUUACCUUCAACUGAUCAAUUCGAUGACAGUCUUAAAACAGCAACCAAAUGGACUUUCUAUAGGAUAAAUCAACAAAAGUUAACUUCGACUCCAAACAAAAAAAAGCGAUCGAAAAGGAUCAUGAGUAAGAAGGCAACUAUCGAGCCAGAUGACAAAAAAAGAGAAUCGUCUUGUUUUAUUAGCAAAAGACAAGACAAUGUAUAUAAUAACAACGCUACCGUCAUAAAACGUACCAAGUGUGGAGAUCAAUUAAGCAAUGAACGGAAACUUAUGAAUAGACGUGCGAUUAUUUAUAUAUCGAAUAAUGAUCAUAAUCUAUCUCUAAAUAACAUUCUUCCUAAUGAACACAAACAACAAAAAGACGAUGAUUUAUUGUUAUCGCUUUACUGUUUAACACAACAGAAGCUCCGCAAGAAUACAUUACCGCUUUUAGAAUCUAUUCAUUUACAACAAAUGUUAAGGACACUAGAACAACAAAGUGACACAUCUUUUAGAUUAAAACAUAAUCGACAUUUUAUUCAACAAACAGCAACUCAUUCAUCUGAUAAGCAGCCCGCACCAACACGAUCGUCCUCUUUUCAGCAACGAAAACAAUCUUGUUAUAAAUACGAAGAAGAGGAUAAUAUUCCAUUAGUAAAACUAUUAGCCCAACAAAAAGGCAAUAAUACCAAGCAGCGGAGAAAAUCAGAAGAACAUCAGUAUAACAACAACUAUCAGCAACCUUAUUAUUCAUUUUUGCCUCCUGUUAGCCAAGCAACUACACUAUUCCAUCCUAUUAGUAAUAAUGUCUUUUAUUGCUCUUUACCCUAUUGGCAAUUUUCCUCUUUUUAUCAGCAGCAUUUUCAUUUUAGUAAUGCAUAUAGACAAGCAUUUUCUGUAUAAUAAACUGUAUAUAAUAAACAACAAAUAAAAAACUAGUAGAGCGUAGUCUAAUUUUUUUUUUUUUUUAUAAUUCAUAAUUGCAUCGUUCUUGGCAUACUAUUUAAAGGGGGCUUAUCAAAUCUCCUUAUAUAUUUCAAAUCUUAUUUGUGAUAUGCAAUCAUCUUUAGUUUGCUUUCUUCAUUGUGUCUACAUUUUUAAUCUAUUGUCCAGUUGCAAU